Molecule: messenger RNA, 1524 nt
Organism: Naegleria gruberi
Lineage: Eukaryota; Heterolobosea; Eutetramitea; Acrasida; Naegleriidae
Exons: 1
Coding region: 1-1524 (507 amino acids)
Source: RefSeq, a predicted model, not a curated record
AUGACAAUAAUUCAUCACCACCUUUGGAAGGAGCAACUAAUCAAACUAAGAACACAACGACUGCAUCUUCGCCUCCUAUUCAUAUCUCAACAACAGAUACAUCCUAUUGGAAACAAAACAAAUGUUUCGUCUAAUGUUUCCAUUAAGAAAGUAGUAACCAUUGCAUCACCUUCUUCAGUAAACAAACCACCAGCUCAAUCACAAGCUGGUAUUGUCAAUCAGAGCGAAAGUGGUAGAUCAGGAGGUUCUUUCAGUCACAGUAAAAUCACCGUACGAACAUGUUGUGGUGUGGUUGAGUUGACUUCAAUGAAAUUAGCUUGUUUACUUGGUAUGAUGGUUACAGUAAUUGGUUUAUUAGUUUUGGCAGCUGUUGCCAUUGCUGCCUUUGUUACUGCUAGCUCAAAAGCAACCGACAUUUUGAUUGCUGUUGGUAAAGCUACAACUAUAUUCGAAAGUUCAAAUUCAAUGGUUCUGAAAUAUACCUAUACUGGAUAUUCAUAUGAUGGUCAGAAUAUUGUCGUUCAGGAACAGUAUAAGAAUUCAUCAACAACUAUGAAAAUACUCCUUCAAUCAAUUUUUAAGAAUUUGGACGAUUCUACCAUUCAAACCAUGUUCAAUUCGACUGUUAUUGAAUCUUCCAAUUCAUUGGAUUCACAGAAUUCUCAAAUUUUAUUAAUGAUUGGUUACAAUCAACAGAGUGAUGCCAUUACAAGAAUUAAUUCAGAUACCUAUUCCACUAUUUUGUCAACUUUCCAAGAUGGUUUGGAUAAGUUGGUGACAUUUGUGCAACAAUCUGAAAAGAACAAAGACACGAGUGUGUUGGCAAUUACUUUGGUUCAAUUGAUUGUCAUUGCUAUUUCAUUAUUUGUCAUUUUGCCAAUCAUUGUGUUUGUCUUUACUUAUGCCAUCAAUCGUGACUCUUUGUAUUUGGAGAAGAUUCGUCGUGCCAAUGCCAUCAUGUUGAUGGACACUAUGGAGGAUGAUGGAUUGAGAACAUUAUUUAAGAUACAUUGUGAAAAGGAAAAGUCAACUGAAAACUUUUUACUUUUGGAAAAGAUUCAAUAUUAUAGAUCAUUGUGUGAACGUUCAUUGGAUUUACAAAUGAGAUUAUUUGGUGAUGCCAAUAUGUUGAGUGAUGUUUCGAGUGAUAUUUCAGCAGAAUCUGCUCAUUCUACAAAGAAGAGGAGGGAAUCUCCACUCGAAAAGGAAUACACAGAAAUUGAAGCUAAAAAGUAUGAAGUUGCUUUUGAGAUAUUUACUGAAUUUUUGGAAGUUACUGGUGAUAUGGCUGUCAAUAUUUCUCAUGUUCUAACUGAUUCUGUUAAGGAUAAGCUUGAUAAGUAUAACGACAAGCAAAUUGAAACACUUCCCGAUGAUAUGUUCAAUAUUUUGGAGAAGGAAACUUGUUUGGUAAUGAUGGAUACUCACCACAGGUUUAAGCAAUCACUUGCUUUCCAACGUGAAAUGAAGAUUGAUAAGAUUAAGAUUGACAAACUGAAAAAGAAGAGAAAUGUAGAUUUUUAA